AUGCCAUCCGAACAGAGCAGCGUCUCGAAUCCAAACCCCGCAGCUGCCGUCGCAGCAUCGCUGCACGAUGGCAAGGUCCACCUGCUAUUGGCAGCCAGCGGCUCCGUGGCCACGAUAAAGCUGCCCCUCAUCAUCAGCGCCUUCUCCAAAUACCCCCACGUCUCCAUCCGCGUGAUCCUGACGCACAACGCGGCCCGGUUCCUCGCCGGCCAGUCCGCGGAGCAGCCGACGGUGGCAUCGCUGUCGGACCUGCCCAACGUCGACGGCGUCUACUUUGACGAGGACGAGUGGGAUCCCUCCUGGACGAGGGGCGCGCACAUCCUCCACAUCGAGCUGCGGCGCUGGGCGCACCUGCUCGCCAUCGCGCCCGUGUCGGCGAACCUGCUGGCCAAGAUCACGAGCGGCAUAUGCGACAACCUGCUGACCUCCACCCUGAGGGCGUGGGACGUCGACGGCACGAUCGACGGCCGCAAGAAGAGGGUGCUCGUGGCGCCGGCGAUGAACACGGCGAUGUGGCUCCAUCCGCUGACGGGGAAGCAAAUCCGCAUCCUGGAGGAGGACUGGGGCGUCAAGCCCGACGGCACCGGGUGGUUCGAGGUGCUCAGGCCGAUGGAAAAGACCCUUGCCUGCGGAGAUUCGGGGGUUGGUGGCAUGAUGGCUUGGCAGGAGAUUGUCAAAGUAUUAGAAUUCAGGCUCGGUCUCGUUGAUUAG
Molecule: messenger RNA, 711 nt
Organism: Thyridium curvatum
Lineage: Eukaryota; Fungi; Ascomycota; Sordariomycetes; Thyridiales; Thyridiaceae
Exons: 1
Coding region: 1-711 (236 amino acids)
Biological process (GO): coenzyme A biosynthetic process
Cellular component (GO): phosphopantothenoylcysteine decarboxylase complex
Molecular function (GO): phosphopantothenoylcysteine decarboxylase activity; FMN binding
Source: RefSeq, a predicted model, not a curated record